Messenger RNA from Ananas comosus (pineapple), 1448 nucleotides. RefSeq lists its product as uncharacterized. NCBI's taxonomy places the organism in Eukaryota, Viridiplantae, Streptophyta, Magnoliopsida, Poales, Bromeliaceae. The record is from RefSeq and is a predicted model, not a curated record.
UUCCCCUCACCUCACCACCCUCCCACUCCUCCGAUCCCUCCCCUUCCUCAAACCCACCCUGUUCCUCACCCUCCUCUCUCCCACCAAAUCCAAAGGAACUGAGGCGCUACCACCCAUCUCCGAACGCCCACCAUGUGUUCGAUGGAUGGCCCCCUUCCUCUCCGGGGUGGCUACAGUUCCGAAGCGUGGUCCUACAUCACCGCUCUCCAUACCCACGUCAAAGAUCCCAAGUUUAAGCUCAAAAUAGAUCAGCACGGCGACUUAGAAUCCAUAGAUUUUUGGCUCGGCCUACCCGAAGAGUCCAAGGCCUUGGCCUACGAGCUCUACAGCACGGAGUGCGAGCUCUCUAACACUAUUGUGAUCUGCCACAGCGAGCCCGGGGCGUGGUUUCCGCCAUUGUUCCAGACCCCGCCGUGCCCGCCCACCGGGUACGGCGAGCCCAUGUUCGUCGUCGGGCGCACCAUGUUCGAGACCGACCGGGUGGCGCGCGAGCACGUGCGGCGGUGCAACGCCAUGGGCGCCGUGUGGGUCCCCACCGACUUCCACUUGGCCGCGUUCGUGCGGAGCGGCGUCGACCCCUCCAAGGUGGCGAAAAUCGUGCAACCCGUCGACGUCGACUUCUUCGACCCGUCCAAGCACGAGGCUCUCGCUCUCCCCACUAAAAAUCCCAUUUUUAGCGCCGCCGCCCCCCGAAAAACACCACCUUUGAACCCAAUGUCCACCGAAAAAGGCUUCGUCUUUCUAAGCGUAUUCAAAUGGGAGCAUCGAAAGGGAUGGGACGUGCUGCUGAGAGCCUUCUUAGAAGAGUUCUCCUACUCCGACGGCGUCGCCCUGUACCUAUUAAUAAGCGCCUACCACUCCGACGCAGACUUUAUCGGCAAAAUCACCAACUUUGUCGAGGAAAUGGGAUUGAAAGAGCCGAGUAAUGGGUGGGCGCGCGUGUACGCGAUCGAUACGCACAUACCGCAAUCGGAUCUACCGAGAUUGUACAGGGCCGCGGACGCGUUCGUGCUCCCCUCGCGCGGCGAAGGGUGGGGGAGGCCGAUCGUGGAGGCCAUGGCGAUGGGCUUGCCCGUGAUCGCGACGAACUGGUCGGGUCCCACCGAGUACUUGACGGAGGAGAACGGGUACCCGUUGCGCGUGGAGCGAAUGGGCCGAGUGAGGAACGGGCCCUUCGCGGGCCAUUUGUGGGCCGAGCCCUCAGUGGAUGGGCUGAGGCUUUUGAUGAGGCGCGUGGCGACGGACAGGGACGAGGGGCGGAGGAAGGGAGGGAGGGCGCGGGAGGAUAUGAUCCGCAGGUUCUCGCCGGAGGUCGUGGCGGGGAUUGUCGCUGAAGAAAUUGACAAGCUUUCGAAGAGUGCUAGUAGGAAGAGUUCUGUGGCUGGGAAAUGAAGGGGGUUGUUGUUUGAAAUUUUGAGGAGGUUGUAAACUUAUUAUGCUUUGUCUGA